Molecule: messenger RNA, 78 nt
Organism: Lathyrus sativus (Indian pea)
Lineage: Eukaryota; Viridiplantae; Streptophyta; Magnoliopsida; Fabales; Fabaceae
Source: the annotation of a GenBank genome assembly
AUGUUGCUUCAUCUACUUAAUUCGGUCUUAUUAGCAACCUCAUUAAGGGUGAAACAACUGAACCUCCACCUCCUUUGA